This is a messenger RNA of Tarenaya hassleriana, 1271 nucleotides long. Its product is annotated as translocon-associated protein subunit alpha-like. Lineage: Eukaryota; Viridiplantae; Streptophyta; Magnoliopsida; Brassicales; Cleomaceae. Gene Ontology annotation, cellular component: endoplasmic reticulum membrane; endoplasmic reticulum. The record is from RefSeq and is a predicted model, not a curated record. The transcript has 8 exons. The coding region runs from base 127 to 906 and encodes 259 amino acids.
UUUGUAGCCGAAGAAGAGUUCUCUCAACACAAAUACCCCUCCGAGAGUUUUUUUGUCUCCUUCGCAUAUUUCAUUCAAUUGACCAGAAACCGAAGCUCGAGCUCCCCCUACGCGACCGCUACGUCAAUGACCUCUCUUAGGGUUUUGCUCCUCGCUCUUCUUCUCCUUUCGUCUCCCUUUCUUCAAGUUGCUAGAUGCCAAUCGAGCUCCGAUGAUCCAGCCAACACUGUCGAAGAUGAUGUCGAAGAAGUCGGUGAAGUUGGGGUUGUUGGGGAUUACGAGCAGGACGUUUCUGACGUGGCCUUGAGCUCAGCUCCAGGAAUUGCAACAGUUUGUAUCUUCCCGAAAAACAGUGCAAAAUUGGUUCCAGCUGGAGAAGAGACUGAACUUCUUGUUGGUCUGAAAAACGAUGGGCAUUCAAGUGUUGGUGUUGUUGGAAUCAAGGCCAGCCUCCAUCUUCCUUUUGAUCACCAAUUACUGGUUCAGAAUCUAACCAUGCUGAGCUUCAACAAUGCAUCCAUCCCUACAUCUGUUCAGGCUACUUUCCCAUACAUCUUUGCAGUCAGCAAGUUUCUUCAGCCUGGAACUUUUGAUCUUGUCGGAACCAUUAUCUACGAGGUAGAUGAACAGCCUUACCAGAGUGUCUUCUACAAUGGCACAAUCGAGGUUGUUGAAUCCGGUGGUCUCCUCAGCGGCGAGUCUGUCUUCCUUGUCACCCUCGGCAUUGCUCUACUUCUCCUCGUGGGCUUGUGGGUCUAUAGCCAAGUAGAGCGUCUCACCAAGAAAACGAAAAAGGUGGCAAAGGUCGAAGUAGGAACGAGGAGUGUGGAUGCGUCGCUGGACGAAUGGCUCGAGGGAACGCCUCUUGCCAAGUCGACCUCCGGGAAAUCAAAGAAGAAAAACUGAAUCAGCUUCUGCGACCACACCUUAACUCAGGUUUGCAUUUUGAAAAACAGCAGCGUGCGAAAUUAGGGGGUUAUGGCUGGAAUCUUUUUUUGCAGCACGUGUAGCAGUUUAGACUAUCACAAGUUCUCUCUUCCUACACUGGAACAUGAUCUGGUUUCGGCCUUGUGAAGUAGACGGUUUUUUUUUUUUUAAUUUCUUGGUUCGGUUUUUAAAGGGGUCGAGAAAUACUUGAAUCAAAGCGAGUGGGCUCCGAACUUUUAUACCCUACACUGGAGGUGGGUGUGUCUGGACUCUGGUUCAUUAAUUUCACUCUGAUCCGAAAUUGAGUUGGAACCGGCCGAACUAAAUAAUAUUAUGUUCCAGUA